Messenger RNA from Pseudogymnoascus verrucosus, 3620 nucleotides. Its product is annotated as Beta-galactosidase (Lactase). The coding region runs from base 333 to 3515 and encodes 1060 amino acids. Gene Ontology annotation, cellular component: beta-galactosidase complex. The transcript is spliced from 3 exons. Gene Ontology annotation, biological process: lactose catabolic process. Lineage: Eukaryota; Fungi; Ascomycota; Leotiomycetes; Thelebolales; Thelebolaceae. The record is from RefSeq and is a predicted model, not a curated record. Gene Ontology annotation, molecular function: beta-galactosidase activity; carbohydrate binding.
GUGCAACCCCGCUCAAACAGCUUAAUCCGGUCAGCCCGUCAUCAACGACUCGUGAGACAGCUCCUCGUCGUCUCAUCAACCUUUCUGAUAAAACUAUCACUUGAUACGGUGACAUUCGGGCUUUAUAUAAAUAAGAUACCAAUUAUAUCCUGCUCUUAACCCGUUUGUUCCGACGACUUCACAACCUCUUGAUUGAUUCUAAUACCGUACCUGUGUGGCUUGCUAUCAUUGAACCCCGCAUUCUCGGAGACGACUGAUAUAAUAACCGCGAUAUUUGUCUGGAAGUGAGCAGUUAUCCUAGAAGAAAGAAAGGCCGGUUUAAAAUAUUCACCAUGUCAAACUCCAUGGAAUCAGUAGUGAUUCCAGAGGCCUCUCAUGAGAUGCUUGGCCUCGGAGAAGAAAAGAGCCAUCCUCCCAUCACCAAACCAGACUGGUCCAACCUCAGCGUCCUCCACAAGAACACUCUCCCACCCCGCGGCACAUUCCAUAUCUACCCCAGCGAAAGCGCCGCCGUAACCCGCGACGUCACCAAAUCCCGCACCCUCUCCCUCUCCGGCACGUGGAAAUUCCACCUCACACCCUCUCCCUUCUCACCCGGCGCUGAAGAAUUCCACGCCUUCAAUUUCGACAUAUCAAAAUGGUCCGACAUCGCCGUUCCCGGGAUGUGGCAGCUUCAAGGCCACGGAAAGGGGCCACAGUACACUAACCUGAACUACCCGUGGCCGGUCGACCCGCCGAAUGUGCCGUUUGAUGAGAAUGAGACGGGGCAUUAUGUGAGGGAUUUUGAGGUCCCGAAGAGUUGGAUGGAGGAGGGAGAGCAGUUGAGAGUUAGGUUUGAGGGCGUGGAUUCGGGGUUUCAUGUUUGGGUUAAUGGGAGGGAGGUGGGGUAUAGUCAGGGGGCGAGGAAUCCGAGUGAGUGGGAUGUCACGGAGUUUCUGAAGGAGGGGAAGAAUAGGAUUGCGGUGCGGGUUUAUCAGAGAUGUGAUGGGUCGUAUCUCGAGGAUCAGGACCAAUGGUGGUUGAGCGGCAUCUUCAGAGAUGUGAAUCUCUUCGCGUUUCCUAAAGUCCAUGUUAAGGACUUCAAGGUUGAGACUAUCCUGAAGAAUGAUUAUAAGAACGCAGUUCUAUUCCUCCGAGUCGAGCUCAGCGAGCCGGCUGCGAUAAAAGUCAAGCUCCUUGAUGACGAUUUGAAACCUCUCAAAACGGCAGAGCAGACAUCACCACUAUCCACAGUCUUCUUCGAGAUCCCCAUGGAGAAACCACACCUCUGGACAGCCGAAACCCCCUACCUGUAUAAGCUAGUCAUCUCAGUCGGCGAGAAACAAGUGAUAUCCCAACGCGUCGGUUUCCGCCAAGUAGAAAUCAAAGACGGUCUCCUCAAAGUCAAUGGCAAACGAAUCGUCAUCCGCGGCGUCAACAGACACGAGCACCACCCUGACCACGGCCGAGCCGUUCCCUACGAUUUCCUCCGCAGAGACCUCCUCAUGAUGAAGACACACAAUAUCAAUGCCAUCCGAACAUCCCACUACAUCAACGAUCCCCGUCUCUACGACUUAGCUGACGAACUUGGCCUCUGGAUUCUUGACGAAGCAGACCUAGAAUGCCACGGCAUGGGAGAGCUGGGAACCGAUUUCGCGUCCUGGACGAGCGAUAACCCCGAGUGGAAAGAUGCGUAUGUUGACCGCGCGCGGCAGAUGGUGAUGCGUGACAAGAACCACCCGAGCAUUAUCAUCUGGUCUCUCGGCAACGAAUCCGCGUAUGGGAGGAACCACAGAUCGAUGUAUGAGUUUAUCAAGUCGUAUGAUAAGACGAGGCCAGUUCAUUACGAAGCUGAUUUUAAUGCCGAGAGCACGGAUGUGUUCAGCAGGAUGUAUCACAGUGUGGAGCAGCUCAUCGAGUUUGUGACGACGAAUAAGGAGGCGAAGCCGAUGGUAUUGUGUGAGUAUGUGCAUGCAAUGGGGAAUGGACCGGGGGGGAUUAAGGAGUAUGUGGAUGCAUUUUAUAAGUAUCCCCGUCUACAAGGCGGGUUUGUAUGGGAAUGGGCAAACCACGGCCUCCGCACCAAAACCGCAGAGGGCGAGGAAUACUACGGCUACGGCGGCGACUUCGGCGACCUCCCCAACGACGGCCACUUCGUCCUCGACGGCCUCCUCUUCUCCGACCACACCCCCACCCCCGGCCUAACCGAGUACAAAAAAGCCAUCGAGCCCAUCCAAGUCCUCUCCGAAGGCAGCACGCCGCAGAAAAUCAAAAUCAUCAACCGCUAUGACUUCGCCACUCUCGAUCAUUUGAAGUGCGAGUACUCCAUCGUCAGUGACGAGAUGGCGAUGUCGGAGAAGAGGGAGGUGGAGAUACCAAGGGGUGUCAAACCGGGGGCAACUGCGGAGGUGGAGAUUAAAUCCCUCGAUUUGAUGGGGAUACAUACAGAGUCAUAUGUCGAACUCACCUUCACCCUCGCCAAAGCCACCAACUGGGCUCCAGCAGGCUUCGAGCUCGCAUUUGGACAAAUCCAGAUUCACGCCCCCUCUCCCCUCCCUCCCCUCUCCCUCUGCACCCUAUCCCUUAAACUAUCCCCGCCCUCUUGCCCAACAAUAACCACCCUCUCCCCCUCCCUCCUCCAAAUCACCACAGCAACAACAACAUACACCUUCUCCCCCCCCCUCGGCCAACUCCUCAGCCUCUCACACCCCGGCCACCCACCCCUCCUCACCGCACCUCUAACACCAAUCUUCUACCGCGCACCAACAGAUAACGACCUCCCCGCCUCCAGGGGGUGGCACGAUUCCUUCCUCCACCUCGCGCGCCCCCACCCCGUCUCCUUCAGCACCUCCACCUCCCCCAGCACCUCCACCGCCACCAUAACAACAACCACCCGCUUCGCACCCCCCGUCCUCGCAUGGUCCAUCCUACUCACCACAACGUAUACAUUCACACCCACGCACCUCCACAUCUCCCUCCGUGGCCAUCCAUCGGGCCCAAAACUCCCCUCGACACUCCCACGCAUCGGUCUAGAACUUGGCCUAGCACCACAGUUCGAUACCGCGAAAUGGUGGGGAAGGGGCCCGGGAGAGGGAUACCCGGAUACGAAGAUGGCGCAGCGGUUUGGGAAUUGGGAAGCUGGGGAGGAGGGGUUGUGGACGCGGUAUGAGUGGCCGCAGGAGGGAGGGGGGAGGACGGAUGUUAGGUGGGUUGAGUUUUCCUCUUCUUCCUCCUCCUCCUCCUCCUCCCCACACGGGGAUAACGGGAAAGGGAAGGAAACGGAGAAGGGGGAUACACUCAAAGCCACCUUCGGCGCGCAAGACGGCUGCGGGUUCACGGCGAAUUGUUUCUCGACGCAGGAUUUGGAGGAGUGUACGCAUGACUACGAGCUCCAGAAACGGAAGAGGGAGGAGGGGUGGGUGGUGAGAUUGGAUUGGAGACAGCAUGGGAUUGGGAGUGGGAGUUGUGGUCCCGGGCCUGCGGAGCAGUAUAUGUUGCGGACGGGGGAUUUCGAGUUUGAGAUCGUGCUUGAGUAGUCUUGUUAUUCUCGGGUUAGUUCUUCACGGGUUUGCAUUUUCACGUACGUCUUGAUGGUUCAUAUGGCAAAAAGUUAUAAUAAAGAAAUCCCAUCUAUUCAUGCA